AUGUCGUUGUUUAAAGCUAGAGACUGGUGGUCCACCAUACUUGGAGAAAAUGAAGAAUUUGACCAGGGCUGUCUGUGUGUUGCUGAUGUUGAUAAUAGUGGCAGUGGGCAAGAUAAAAUCAUUGUGGGCAGUUACAUGGGAUAUCUCCGAAUCUUCAGUCCACAUCCUGUGAAGCCUGGAGAUGGAGCCCAACCUGAAGACCUGCUCUUGGAAGUGCAGUUAAAAGAACCAAUAUUGCAGGUGGAAGUGGGAAAGUUUGUUUCUGGUACUGAAGGACUUCACCUGGCUGUGCUGCAUUGCCGAAAACUCUGUGUGUAUGCUGUUUCAGGAACUCUGGGAAAUGUGGAACAUGGGAACCAGUAUCAGAUUAAACUGAUGUAUGAGCACAAUCUUCAGCGAACUGCCUGUAACAUGACUUAUGGUCCUUUUGGUGGUGUCAAAGGGCGAGAUUUGAUCUGCAUCCAGUCCAUGGAUGGGAUGCUGAUGUUGUUUGAGCAGGAGAGUUAUGCUUUUGGCCGUUUUUUACCUGGUUUUCUCCUGCCUGGACCCUUGACUUACAGCUCUCGGACAGAUUCUUUCAUUACAGUGUCUUCUUGCCAACAGGUCGAGAGUUACAAAUACCAAGUGCUGGCGUUUGCGACAGAUGCUGAUGAAAGACAAGAAACAGAACAGCAAAAACUUAGCUCUGGGAAAAGGCUUGUGGUGGACUGGGUUUUAAACAUCGGGGAGCAAGCCCUGGAUAUUUGUGUUGGCUCCUUUAAUCAGGCAGUUUCCUCUGUUUUUGUCCUUGGUGAGAGAAACUUCUUUUGCCUGAAGGAUAAUGGGCAAAUUCGAUUCAUGAAGAAGCUUGAUUACAGUCCAAGUUGCUUCAUUCCUUACUGUUCAGUGAAGGAAGGAACAAUCAACACUCUGAUUGGAAACCACAGUAAGAUCUUGAAUGUUUACCAGGAUGUUACACUGAAAUGGGCCUCUCAGCUUCCCCACGUUCCUGUAUCAGUAAAAGUAGCAAAUUUACAAGACCUGAAGGGUGUUAUAGUCACUCUGAGUGAUGAUGGGCAUCUUCAGUGUUCCUACCUUGGAACUGAUCCUUCGAUCUUCCAGGCUCCUAAGGUUGAUUCUAGGGAAAUAAACUAUGAAGAAUAUGAUGCUGAAAUGAAAGAGCUUCAGAAAAUCAUCAAGGAAGCCACAACAGCACGAGAUAUUUUGCCCCAAUCUGAAAAACACAAAGAUGUAAUUGUCACAGCAGAAGUUUCACCUGAUUUGGAUGCAGAAUCACAAGCCGUUGACAGUGAGGUGAAAGCAGAGGCAGUGCCAUCGGUCACAGUAAAGAUAACAAUCCAGAGCAGAGUGACUGCACAGAAACCAAACCUGACAGUUUGUGUACAAGCUCCAUUAGCAGUGACCUGUGACCAGUUCAUCUUGGAUGAUUUAGAACAAGAUUCAUCUGAAACCGUGGUGGUGUCUGUCUUUUUGAAGGGGAAUUGUUCUCCAUCAGAACUAGAAGGAAAUUGUCUGGUUUCAUAUAAUAUACCCACAGAGCUCAAUCCUGAAGGAGUACCAAAAGUUGCACAGUGUAACUUCAAGCUGCCUCUGCGCUUAAUUUGCUCUCCAGCUCAGCCUUCAAAAGCAGCAAACCACAAGCUGACCAUUGAUACCAAUAAACCUCCCAUCAGUUUUCUCACCAUUUUCCCAGACUUUGUUGAUCCAUCUGAUGAUGACCAGGCAAAUGUUCUGGGAUUUCAGUUUUUAGCUGGUUCAAAGACCACUCUUCUUGCUUCAAAGACAUCACAGCGAUACAGGAUCCAGAGUGAUCACUUAGAAGACCUUUGGCUGAUAACAAAAGAGCUCACCCUUCGACUGGAAGAACAUUUCAAGAAGCAAAACUGCAAAGACUUUGCCUGUACCUUUUCUGGCUCAAUUCCCCUGCAAGAAUAUUUUGAACUGAUUGAUCAACAUUUUGAGCUACGGCUGAAUGCUGAGAAGUUUCAGGAGCUGCUGUCUGAAAGGGCUGUGCAGUUUCGAGCUAUCGAGCGGCGAUUGCUGACACGAUUCAAAGACAAAACUCCUGCUCCUCUUCAACAUCUGGAUACCUUGCUGGAAGGGACGUUCAGAGAGGUAAUAGCUCUAGCAGAUGCAGCAGAAGCAAACCAAGCCAACAUGUUCCAGGCAUUCACAAAGUUGAAAAGUGCCACCCAUCUGGUGAUUAUGCUGCUUAGUCUGUGGCAGAAGCUCAGCACAGACCAAGUCGCUAUUCUGGAAGCUACAUUUUUGCCAUUAGCAGAAGAUACACAGGAGCUGGGUUGGGAAGAGACUGUGGAUGCUGCCAUUUCUUACCUGUUAAGAACUUGUUUGUCUAAGAGCUCUAAGGAACAGGCUCUGACUGUCAGCAGCCAGUUGUGCAUGCCCAAAGAUACAAGCAGACUGAAGAAAAACAUCACCCUCUUUUGUGACAGAUUGGCCAAAGGUGGUCGCCUCUCCUUGAAUACAGACUCAGCCACUCAGCAAGCUGCUGUCUUGCCAGGUGGCUGUGCUCCCAUUCCCGAGUCUGACCUGGAGGAGAGGACGGUUGUACCUGGCUCCACAGCAGUGGGUCCCACUCACAGACAGACUGCAAAACAGAAAUCCAAGCCUGAGAGUAUAGUGGGCAAAAAGUGCUUCUUCAAAGGGCACUCUCCCUUAGACAUCUGUCUGAUAAGCAAAGCCUUUUCUCAAAGGAGUAAUGGCUCAUCAGCUUGA
This is a messenger RNA of Indicator indicator, 2736 nucleotides long. It is a transcript of the gene BBS9, whose product is annotated as Bardet-Biedl syndrome 9. Gene Ontology annotation, biological process: cilium assembly. The transcript is spliced from 23 exons. The coding region runs from base 1 to 2736 and encodes 911 amino acids. NCBI's taxonomy places the organism in Eukaryota, Metazoa, Chordata, Aves, Piciformes, Indicatoridae. Gene Ontology annotation, cellular component: membrane; BBSome. The record is from RefSeq and is a predicted model, not a curated record.